AUGUGGCUACAUCCUCCUGUCAGGGAGUUGUUGGAAGUGGGUCUUUGUGAUGAACUUGCUCUGGUUGAUGUUGUGGAAGACAGACUAAAAGGAGAAAUGAUGGACCUACAGCAUGGGAGCUUGUUCCUUCACACUCACAAGAUUGUGGCAGACAAAGAUUACAAGGUGACAGCCAACUCCAAGAUCGUGAUCCUGACUGCGGGCGUUCGUCAGCAAGAGGGGGAGAGUCGCCUCAACCUGGUCCAGAGGAAUGUGAACGUCUUCAAAUUCAUCGUUCCUCAGGUUGUGAAGCACAGCCCCAACUGCAUCAUCAUCGUGGUUUCCAAUCCAGUGGAUAUCUUGACCUAUGUCACAUGGAAGCUGAGUGGCCUGCCAAAAAACCGUGUGAUUGGAAGUGGCUGCAACCUCGACACGGCCAGAUUUCGCUAUCUGAUGUCCGAGAGGCUUGGGAUUCAUCCAAGCAGCUGCCAUGGCUGGAUCUUGGGAGAGCACGGUGAUUCCAGUGUGGCUGUUUGGAGCGGAAUUAACGUGGCAGGGGUUUGUCUCCAGCAGCUGAAUCCUGCCAUGGGAACUGACAAAGACCCUGAGAACUGGAAGGAGGUCCACAAGAAAGUGGUUGACAGUGCCUAUGAGGUGAUCAAACUGAAGGGAUACACAAACUGGGCUAUUGGCCUUAGUGUUGCUGACCUCUGUGAGACCAUGCUGAAGAACUUGCACAGGAUUCAUUCCAUCUCAACACUGGUAAAGGGCAUGUAUGGCAUUGAGAAUGACGUCUUCUUGAGCCUGCCUUCUGUCCUAAGUGCCUCUGGAUUGACAAGUGUCAUCAACCAAAAGCUGAAGGACGAUGAGGUGACUCAGCUGAGGAAGAGCGCGGAUACCCUGUGGAACAUCCAGAAGGAUAUCAAAGAUCUGUAACUCAUGAAUGCCAGAUUCCAGCCAUAGAAAACCAGCAUGUUGUGUGCAGAUAUGGGCUCUACUCACUCUCCAUCUCUAAAGUUAACAUUAAAUGCUCUUCCAGACGGUUCAUGGUAGCUAAACUUACGCUUGCUGUAACGCACAAACCUGACGAACAAAUAAAGUAAUUUUCAGGC
Messenger RNA from Manacus vitellinus (golden-collared manakin), 1091 nucleotides. RefSeq names its product lactate dehydrogenase B (gene LDHB). The transcript is spliced from 7 exons. The record is from RefSeq and is a predicted model, not a curated record. Gene Ontology annotation, biological process: carboxylic acid metabolic process. Lineage: Eukaryota; Metazoa; Chordata; Aves; Passeriformes; Pipridae. Gene Ontology annotation, cellular component: cytoplasm. Gene Ontology annotation, molecular function: L-lactate dehydrogenase (NAD+) activity. Bases 1 to 915 code for a protein of 304 amino acids.